AACGGCGUCAGCGUCGACAGCGCGCUAUUCCUCUCGCCGCCGCCGCCAUGUCGCCGCUCGCCUGCUCGCUGCUCGUGCUCGCUGCGCUGAUCGCCGCCACCGACGCCUUGUUAGCAAACCCUUUUUGCAACUACCUGGAAUUGGGUGAAACUGAAGGCUAUCCAGAAAAUAACUAUGUGGAUUUUACGCUAACCGUUGCUGGUGGCAUCAUCACUAUUCCUGAUAAAUGUUCCAGACCAGGAAACAAGCUCAUUGGCGAGGCUAUCAGCGUAUGUAAUACGCCCAACUUUAAGCCAGGUAUCACACAAGCAUUGCAGACGCAGUAUCAUUUCAAACCAAACUUCGCUGUAGUGAACAUCUACUGUCCUAGCGACAUCCCUGGCUGUGAUCGUCUCAAGGUUGACGUAAUGCAGUUUUGCGGAAUGGUGACUGGACCUAAUUGAGUAUUUGAGUAACGGUAAUUAUUAUGUGAUAAGAAUCUAAUUCUUUUCAAUGACCGUAAAAUAAACCGCAACAUAAUCACGA
Molecule: messenger RNA, 525 nt
Organism: Cydia fagiglandana
Lineage: Eukaryota; Metazoa; Arthropoda; Insecta; Lepidoptera; Tortricidae
Exons: 3
Coding region: 48-443 (131 amino acids)
Source: RefSeq, a predicted model, not a curated record